CAUAAACCCUUCUAUGCACAUUUAUUUAUAAAUUCUUUCUCUUCCUCUCAAUCUAUCUCCUUUUAGUUUUACACAAACAAAUCUCAACCCAAAAUUGUCUCCUACUUUCUCUUUCCCAUCUUUUCUCUUCUGGGUUCCUUUCAAAAUUGUGUCUUUUUAACCCAAUUUUGUCAAUUCAAACCCCCAAACAAAAACCCUAAUUCCCAAAUUAAGCGUUUUUAGACCCUUUCUUUUAAAAUUCUUUUCAUUUGACUCUUCUUCUUCUUGUUCUCUUCAAUACCUGCAAACCCAUUUUUGUUAUACAAGUGUUUAUGGAGGGAAUACCGCACCCAAUACCCAGAACUGUAGAGGAAGUCUUCGGCGACUUCAAGGGCAGACGAGCUGGCUUGAUCAAGGCUUUAACUACUGAUGUUGAGAAGUUUUACCAGCAGUGCGAUCCUGAAAAGGAGAAUUUGUGCCUAUACGGACUUCCUAAUGAGACAUGGGAAGUUAACCUGCCUGUUGAGGAAGUGCCUCCCGAGCUUCCUGAGCCAGCUUUAGGUAUAAACUUUGCAAGGGAUGGAAUGCAGGAGAAAGACUGGUUAUCAUUGGUUGCAGUGCAUAGCGAUUCCUGGUUGCUUGCUGUUGCAUUCUACUUUGGUGCACGCUUUGGAUUUGGUAAGAAUGAAAGGAAGAAACUCUUCCAGAUGAUAAAUGAACUCCCAACCAUCUUUGAAGUUGUGACAGGAAAUGUUAAGCAACCAAAAGACCAAUCUGCUGCUACUCACAAUAGUGGCAAAAGCAAAUCGAGCGGGAAGGUGCAGUCUCGUCAACCUGAGCACCAGAACAAGGCAGUGAAGAUGUCUCCACCACCGAAGGACGAAGAUGAUAGUGGGGAGGAAGAGGAAGAAGAUGAUGAGCAGGGUGCCACUUGUGGGGCAUGCGGGGAUAACUAUGGCACUGAUGAAUUCUGGAUUUGCUGUGAUGUGUGCGAGAAAUGGUUCCAUGGUAAAUGUGUAAAGAUUACACCUGCAAAGGCCGAGCAUAUUAAGCAGUACAAGUGCCCCAGUUGCAGUAGCAAGAGGGCUAGAGUUUAAAGUUAGAUCUGAAGGUGGGAGUGCAACACUAAUUAAACUUAGUGGACGAGGAUUAGAACUUUUUUUUCAUUACAGUUUGAAAGUAAAACAGAUUACCUGUUUCUAGUUAAUGAAUUUUUAACCUUCUGGUUCCUGUUCUGUUUAAUUUCUGUGGAAUUGUGUUUUCAAAUAGUUGCUGGCAUUUAUAAAUAUAAAUGUUGAUGCA
Messenger RNA from Pistacia vera, 1281 nucleotides. Its product is annotated as PHD finger protein ALFIN-LIKE 7-like. The record is from RefSeq and is a predicted model, not a curated record. Gene Ontology annotation, molecular function: transcription cis-regulatory region binding; transcription coregulator activity; histone binding. Gene Ontology annotation, cellular component: nucleus. Bases 312 to 1076 code for a protein of 254 amino acids. The transcript is spliced from 5 exons. Gene Ontology annotation, biological process: regulation of DNA-templated transcription. Lineage: Eukaryota; Viridiplantae; Streptophyta; Magnoliopsida; Sapindales; Anacardiaceae.